UAAAGACGUCCAUUUACUAUGUAGACCGGCUGUUGUUUUGCUUCCUAACAAAGUGUUAAUGUUUCUAAAGGCGUUUCCGUUGGAUUUGUUGGAUAGAAAAGACUUUUCUGUGAUCAAACAUUUAUUUUUUAGGCUUGUGUGUGUUAUUAAUGUAAAUUUUUUUCUGUCCGUUGGCUAGACUUUAAAUGUUUGUUUAUGCGCAAACUUUUCAUAUCUAAGCCUAACAUACCUAUUAUUCAGCGUGCCAACGUGGUGUGACUUAAAACUUGUUAAACGUUGGAACUUUAAUAUCAAAAUUUUUCUACUUACGAUUGAAUAAUAGAUAUUCGAUCAAUUGAAAGAUCCUGAAUAAAACAUCAUUAUUUUUCUUUUGUUCAAACUUCUGAUUAUUUUAUACAUUUAGUGAAUUUUACGUCAUAGCUCUUUCGCAAUGUCGUCAACGGGCUAUAAUUUAGAAGAAAGUAGUGCAGAUAGAAAUGUGGAAAUAUGGAAGAUAAAAAAACUAAUCAAAAGUUUAGAAGCUGCCCGGGGAAACGGGACAAGUAUGAUAUCUUUAAUUAUUCCUCCUAAAGAUCAAAUUUCUAGAGUAUCAAAAAUGUUGGCUGAUGAGUUUGGAACUGCAUCUAACAUAAAAAGUAGAGUGAAUAGGUUAUCUGUUUUGGGAGCUAUCACAUCUGUACAACAUAGGUUAAAAUUAUAUACUAAAGUACCACCAAAUGGACUUGUUAUUUAUUGUGGAACAAUUGUUACAGAAGAAGGUAAAGAAAAGAAAGUUAAUAUAGAUUUUGAACCUUUUAAACCUAUUAACACUUCUCUCUAUCUCUGUGACAACAAAUUCCAUACAGAGGCACUGUCUGCAUUAUUAGCGGAUGAUAAUAAAUUUGGAUUCAUUGUUAUGGAUGGUAAUGGAGCUCUUUUUGGAACAUUGCAAGGAAACACAAGAGAAGUUCUACAUAAAUUUACUGUUGAUUUACCUAAAAAACAUGGACGUGGAGGUCAAUCUGCCUUGCGUUUUGCACGUUUGCGUAUGGAAAAAAGGCAUAACUAUGUGAGAAAAGUAGCAGAAGUAGCCACUCAACUGUUUAUUACUAAUGAUAAGCCAAAUAUUGCAGGGCUUAUUUUGGCUGGUUCUGCUGACUUUAAAACUGAACUUAGUCAGUCUGAUAUGUUUGAUCCUAGGUUACAAGUUAAAGUUUUAAAAUUGGUUGAUGUGUCCUAUGGAGGUGAAAAUGGCUUUAAUCAAGCAAUAGAAUUAUCUGCUGAAGUGCUUUCCAAUGUAAAAUUUAUUCAAGAAAAGAAAUUAAUAGGAAGAUAUUUUGAUGAAAUUUCUCAAGACACUGGAAAAUAUUGUUUUGGUGUUGAAGAUACUCUUAAAGCAUUAGAAAUGGGUUCUGUAGAAAUUUUAAUAGCUUGGGAAAAUUUAGACAUAGUGCGUUAUGUACUAAAAAAUCAUGCUACAGAUGAAGAAAAAGUUUUACAUUUAACUCCUGAACAAGAAAAAGACAAAACUCAUUUUACAGAUAGGGAGACUGGAGUAGAGUUAGAACUUGUUGAUUCUGUGCCUCUUUUAGAAUGGUUAGCCAAUAAUUACAAAAGCUUUGGUGCAACUCUGGAAAUCAUUACUGAUAGAUCUCAAGAAGGAUCCCAAUUUGUUAAAGGUUUUGGUGGUAUUGGUGGUAUUUUACGAUACAGAGUAGACUUCCAGAGUCUUGAAGUUACAGAUGGUUUAGAUGACUUUGACCUAGAUGAUUUGUAAAUUUUUUUAAAACUUGAUGCUAAGAUACUGCAUCAUGCAUCACUUAUGUGCUCUUUUCAACUUAACUUCAUAUCUGAAUAUGUUGAAAAGAUAACUUUGACCAACUUUUUGUACAGGAACUUUAAACAAAAAAUAGAAAAAGACUUUAAAAAUUUGGUUUGGCUUUGGCAUAUUCAAAAAUUCAUUAUAUUGUGGUUUUAUUAUUGGGAUUUGGGAUGUAAAAAUUUAAUCCAUUAAUUAGUGAGACACUCGAAAUAUAUGCCAACUAUUUGCAUUUUGAAAGAAUGAUUUGUGCAUAGUUAAGCAUUGUUUGUAAGCCACAGUGGCUUUGUGCCUGAUUUGCUUAUCAGAAUAAGCUGGUGAAAGACUGGCAUACAACAGCUGAGCUCAAUUACAAUGAAAACAAUAAAUGAUGCAAGUUUGGCCUUGCAUCAAGCUGA
Argiope bruennichi is the source of this 2196-nucleotide messenger RNA. RefSeq names its product eukaryotic peptide chain release factor subunit 1 (gene eRF1). The transcript has 11 exons. Bases 431 to 1756 code for a protein of 441 amino acids. Gene Ontology annotation, cellular component: translation release factor complex; cytosol. Gene Ontology annotation, molecular function: translation release factor activity, codon specific; sequence-specific mRNA binding. Gene Ontology annotation, biological process: cytoplasmic translational termination. The record is from RefSeq and is a predicted model, not a curated record. NCBI's taxonomy places the organism in Eukaryota, Metazoa, Arthropoda, Arachnida, Araneae, Araneidae.